ACUCCUACAUGGACCCCACUUACUACUUUUACCUUACCUGGCGGCAACUUCGUCAUGGCCCCCACCUCUUUGACCCUAGGCCUAGCUAGAGAGUAGUAAUACUAGAGCACUGUAGAGACCGCGCGUGAUUCCCACUUUGUUCCUGGGGAACUGGGAUUUAAUAACACCCCCUUGCCUUGCAUUACCCUUCUCUUUAUUGCUUUUCGGCUCUACAGGAGACGGACUGCUCCAAUCUCUCUCCUCCUCUCUUGCUCUCUUUUAAUUCAAUUUGUUCUCCCCUCUCUAUUAAGUUUGUUGCUCCCAACACCCCCCUUCUCUAGUAAGUUUCACUCACAAUAAAAGAUAGAGAUUUUUGUGUUGCGAUAAGGGCCCAGAGAGGGAAGGGGUUUGCCUUUGAUUAAGCACAAGCACAGGUUUCUCCUCUUUAGCCCCUUCUAUUCUUCUCCCUUUGGCUUUCACUGGGUCCCUAUUCUCUGCAAAUCCAGCGAACCCCAACUAGGAUUAUUAUCAUUAAAGCUUAAGCUAGCAGCAAAAAAAAAAAAAAACCCAUCAAAAGCCUCCCCACCUUCGCUGAUAUUUUUUUCUCUCUCAAGGUGUUGGCUUUUCUGCUUAAAUAUGACUGAGAGCUUAGAUGACGGCGAGUUUUGGCUGCCUCCGCAGUUUCUUAUAGACGACGAUACAGUACUCAUGGAACAGAACAGUGAAAAUAGCUUGAACGGGAGUGCUAGGGAUGUGUUUGGCUACUCUAAAACUGACUCUGGGAAAUCUUUGUUCCCAUUAGAGUUUCCUUGUGGGUUUGGUUCCUUUGGUUUCUCUUCGGAUCUCAGUUCUCCUGUUGAGUCUGUGGUAGGCUCUACUGAGACAGAGAGUGAUGAGGAAGAUUACCUUGCUGGGUUAACUCGCCAAAUGGCGCACUCCACUCUUGAAGAUGGUUUCAAGAGGAACGACCUCACUUUUGGCACCGAAAAAUCAAAGGGAUGGGUUGUGUCUGGAUCGCCUCAAUCAACGCUGUGUGCAGUUGGGAGCGGGUGCGGUUGUGGACAAGGGUCAAGCCGUGGAAGCCCAAGUGGAUCUUCACCACCAGCAACCUGGGAUCUUCUGUAUGCGGCUGCAGGAGAAGUAGAGAGGAUGAGAAUGAACAACGAAGAAGGGUGUGGCUUUAACAAUCAAAGUAGAGGACUAUUAGGUCCACCAAGAAAACCCUCUCCAGUCUCGAUUCCGUUGAAAAAUCCCAACUCUGAUGUUAGUCUCUACCAACAGCAGCAGUCCCUAUCUUACCAGAAGUUGCAGGCUUCUCAAUUUCAGCAGCUGAAAGUACAACAGCAAAUGAUGCAGCAGCAACUGCAACAGCAACAGAGUGUUUGGGGAGGGAAAAACAAGGGGACAGGAGUAUUGUUUCCUCAACAGCCGCAACAAACUCACCCAGUGGUCCAAAACAGAGGGAGGAAUCUUACUAGUGUGAGUAGAGGACCAUUGGGUUUGUCAGCUUCUGCUUGGCCUCCUCUACGAAACAGCGCACAGCCACAGCCACAGCCACAGCAACAUAGCAACAGUCUGGGCGGUUCUGGGAUGCGGGCUGUUUUCCUUGGUAAUCCCGGAGGAAAAAAAGAAUGUGCCGGUACUGGGGUUUUCUUGCCUCGUCAAAUCGGUGCCCGAACUGAAUCUCGAAAGAAGCCAGGGUGUUCCACAGUUCUGCUCCCAGCGAAAGUGGUGCAGGCCCUCAACUUGAAUUUGGAAGGAAUGGGUGCUCAGGCCCAGUUCGGGCCUCGGUAUAAUGGAAGUUUCGCAACCUACAGUGAUGCUGCUGUAAGGGUUCGCAAUGAUAACAUUCUUUCUCAUCAGAAGCAGCCGCGCAACAGCAGGCCACAACCAGUAAUGAACAAUGAAGUCAGAUUGCCUCAGGAAUGGACUUAUUGACCCCCCGAAUUAUUCUGGGUUUUGUUUUUACUAGUAUUUUUUUUUUUGAGGAGUUUUAUGAAAGGUAAAGGAGAUUUGGAAGGUUAGAAGAAAAAAGAAAAGAAAAUGGAUGACGAUAAUUUUAGUAAGGUCACUGUAGGAAAAGGUUGCACAAACAAAAUAGCGAAAGGAGAAGGGAAAAAAAGAAAUUGAUGAAUGAAAGUAUGAAGAAAUGUUCUUUUGGGAUAGAAUUAGGAGAAAUAAAUUUCUGUUUUCAGGCAAGUCUGCAGCAGCCAGCCUUUUUGUUCGUUUUGUGUGGCUCAAGGGAAAGUGGUGGACUGUGGAUAUACUAUAUUUUGUUGUGUUUUGGAAAAGAAAUCAAUAAAUUCCAUGUUUUUGCAA
Populus trichocarpa (black cottonwood) is the source of this 2298-nucleotide messenger RNA. RefSeq lists its product as uncharacterized. The transcript is spliced from 5 exons. The coding region runs from base 616 to 1917 and encodes 433 amino acids. The record is from RefSeq and is a predicted model, not a curated record. Lineage: Eukaryota; Viridiplantae; Streptophyta; Magnoliopsida; Malpighiales; Salicaceae.